AAGCCGCGCCCCAACAUUUUGCUGGUGCUUCUUCUUCUCCCUCCCCUGUGUGCUUUUUCUUUGUAUCUAUAAACUCUCCACUCUUCGCGGGGCGUUUCACACACACGACAGCCUCUGCAUAUCAGUUUGCGCAGCCGAACUUGUCUGCGCUUCAGGGUCGUCGUAUCGUAUAUCGUAUAUCGAUAAGCCUGCCCCUCCAAAAAAAGCCAGCCAGCCCCAAGCCCCUCGCGCGCAGCAGAGGACACACAGCCCCUUCCGCCUCUCUCUCGCUGCCCACUGCUGGGACAUGCCACACUCCGAGUCGCCUCCCAUGGCCCCCGCUAUCGUCGUGGACAAGACGGGUGCCGCGGCACCCUCGCAGGAAGACGUCGAUGCGUUCCUGGUCAGCAUCCUGACGGCCAAAACGUCGCACGCCUCGGUCGAGGCGGCAUAUGCGCUCACGACGGUGCUGCAGAACUCGGUCGGGUUCCGCGGGCUCAAGGGCUACGGAAUCCUCGACGAGAUCAAGAAGGCGGCGGUCAGCAAGAAGGAGCCCGUGCGGAGAGAGGGCGCCACAAACGCCCUGGGCGCCUUCUUCGAGCGCUUCCCGCGCACCCAGAAGCUGACCGAGGUCGUGUUCCUGCUGCAGGACGAGGCCCUCGUGCCGCUGGUGCUCGACGCGCUGGCCGACAAGACGGGCUCGGUCAAGGAGUCGGCCAAGUAUGCGCUCGACUCGCUGUUCGACAACCUGACGGCCGAGGCCAAGGUCUUCGGCCUGCUGCCCAUCCUGACCCGCUACCUGGGCAAGAAGUCGGGCAAGUGGCAGGGCGCCGUCGGCGCCUUUGAGCUGAUUGCCCGCAUGGCCGACAAGGCCAAGAUGGGCAUGGAGAGCCUCGAGAUCGAGAAGGAAAAGGACGUGCUGCGCGAGUCCAUGGGCAAGAAGCUCGAGAGCCUCAUCCCCGUCGUCGAGGGCGGCAUGCACGACCUCAAGUCCGAGGUCGCCAAGCAGGCCGUCAAGACGAUGAACAGCCUCACCACGCUCCUCCAGAACGACGACAUUGCGCCCCGCAUCCCGCUGCUCGUCAAGGCCAUCGAGGACCCCUCCACCCAGACGCUGCAGAAGGCCAUCCACGCCCUGUCGCAGACGACCUUUGUCGCCAUCGUCACAUCGCCCGUCCUGGCCAUGGUCACGCCCCUGCUGGAGCGCUCGCUCAACUCCCCCUCGACCUCGCAAGAAGUCACCCGCCAGACGGUUGUCGUCGUCGAGAACCUGACCAAGCUCGUCCACGACCCCAUCGAGGCCCGCGCCUUCCUGCCCAAGCUGAAGCCUGGUGUCAAGGCCGUCCAGGACCGCGCCUCCCUGCCCGAGGUCCGCGAGAUCGGAGCCCGCGCUCUGGCUGUCAUCGACCAGGCCAUCGCUGACAAGGACGGCACCGUCGACAGCCGUGUGUCCCCUGCCGAUGUCACCAAGGUCCUGGAGAAGCAGAUCAGCGCUCACGGCAGCCUGUCCAACUUCCCCGGCGACGCUGAUGUGUUGGUACUCGCAAAGCGCUACAUCUCGGACAUGAUCGCCGAAGACGUCUAUGAGCGCGAGCUUACCCGCCUUCCUCAGCUCAUUGCUCCCUACUUGUCAUCUCUCAUGAACGCUGAAGAUGCCGAAAAGGUGGCAGAGGCCGUGCACCAGUUCUACCUUGACGAGGACCACCGCAAAUUUGGCCAGCCCGUCCAGGAAGACGACGGCGAGGUCGAGAUCGUCAACGCCACCUUCUCCCUCGGAUAUGGUGGCAUGUUGCUCCUCUCCCACACAAACCUGAAGCUGCUCAAGGGCCAUCGCUAUGGUCUCUGUGGUCGCAACGGUGCUGGCAAGUCCACGCUCAUGCGCAGUAUCGCCGAUGGCAAGCUGGAGGGAUUCCCACCGCAAGACCAAGUCAAGACCUGCUUCGUCGAGCACAACCAGGGUGAAGAUGCCGAGAUCACCAUUCUCCAGUACAUCUGCAACGACCCAAGGUUCAAGGACGAGAGCAUGGAGCGUAUCACUGAAGUUUUGGAAGAGGUCGGCUUCAGCUCGGGCCCCGAGGGCAGACAAGCGAACAAGGUUGGCUCUUUGUCCGGAGGAUGGAAGAUGAAGCUGGCCUUGGCGCGAGCCAUGCUUAUGCGUGCCGAUGUCUUGCUGCUCGACGAACCUACCAAUCACUUGGACGUUGCCAAUGUCGCCUGGUUGCAGGAGUACCUGAAGAAGCACACCGAGAUCACCAGUCUGAUCGUGUCUCACGACUCUGGAUUCCUUGACGAAGUCUGCACCAACAUCUACCACUACGAGCAGAAGAAGCUGGUUUGCUACAAGGGUAACCUUGCUGAUUUCGUCAGACAGAAGCCAGAGGCCAAGAGCUACUACACCCUUUCUGACUCUCAGGUCAAGUUCAAGUUCCCUCCUCCCGGUAUCCUCACCGGUGUCAAGUCCAACACUCGUUCCAUUCUUCGCAUGACAAACUGCACAUACACCUACCCUGGCGCAGUCAAGCCGUCGCUCACCGACGCGUCUUGCAACUUGUCUCUCUCAUCUCGUGUUGCGAUUAUCGGCGCCAACGGUGCCGGUAAAUCCACCCUCAUCAAGAUCCUUACUGGUGAAGCCGUGCCCCAGGAGGGUAAGGUCGAGAAGCACCCCAACUUGCGUCUUGGAUACAUCAAGCAGCACGCUCUCGAGCACGUUGAGAUGCACAUGGAGAAGACACCCAACCAGUACCUCCAGUGGCGUUAUGCCAACGGUGACGAUCGCGAGGUGCUCAUGAAGCAGACCCGUAUCCUCACUGAAGCGGACAAGGCCCAGAUGGAGACGGUCAUUGAUAUCGGUGACGGCAUGCAACGCAAGAUUGAGGCGCUCAUCGGUCGUCAAAAGUACAAGAAGAGUUUCCAGUACGAGGUCAAGUGGAUGCACAUGAUUCCCAAGUUCAACACCAUGGUAUCUCGCGAGACGCUACUCGAGAGAGGUUUCUCCAAGCUGAUCCAGGAGUUCGACGAUCACGAGUCUUCGCGUGAGGGUCUUGGUUACCGUGUUCUGGAACCCAAGGUCAUCUCCAAGCAUUUCGAGGAUUUGGGCAUGGACCCCGAGAUUGCGAACCACAAUGAGAUCUCUGGUCUCUCUGGUGGUCAGAAGGUCAAGGUUGUGCUUGCCGGUGCCAUGUGGAACAACCCGCAUCUCCUCGUCCUCGACGAACCUACUAACUUCUUGGACCGUGACUCUCUCGGUGGUCUCGCUGUUGCUAUCCGUGAUUACAAGGGUGGUGUCAUUAUGAUUUCCCAUAACGAAGAGUUCGUCGGCGCGUUGUGCCCUGAACAAUGGCACGUCGCCGAUGGCAAGGUUGCACACAAGGGCCAUCUCGCCGUCAACAUGGACCGCUUUGAGGACUCGCGUCCCGGCUCGAGCGCAGCUAGCAGCAACGUCAGCAGCGCAGCGCCUAGCACAGUUGGCACUCCCGCGGCGAGUGACACUGAAGGUGACAUGAAGUUCAAGGCAAAGAAGAAGAAGAAGAUGACGAAGAAGGAGCAGAAGGACAGGGAAGUGAGGAGGCGACUGAGGUAUAUCGAUUGGCUGAACAGCCCCAAGGGCACUCCUCAGCCUCCUAAUACGGAUGACGAAGCGGAAUGAUUGCGGCAUUGACUGACGAAUUUGAUGCUUGAUAUCUUAGACUACUUGCUUGCAUUGUAUGGCGUUCAUAGAGUGGCUGGGACUUGGAC
Dothidotthia symphoricarpi CBS 119687 is the source of this 3714-nucleotide messenger RNA. RefSeq lists its product as uncharacterized. The record is from RefSeq and is a predicted model, not a curated record. The transcript is spliced from 4 exons. The coding region runs from base 287 to 3625 and encodes 1112 amino acids. Lineage: Eukaryota; Fungi; Ascomycota; Dothideomycetes; Pleosporales; Dothidotthiaceae. Gene Ontology annotation, molecular function: ATP binding; ATP hydrolysis activity.